Gavia stellata (red-throated loon) is the source of this 2221-nucleotide messenger RNA. RefSeq names its product leucine rich repeat containing 10 (gene LRRC10). The transcript has a single exon. Gene Ontology annotation, molecular function: protein binding. Lineage: Eukaryota; Metazoa; Chordata; Aves; Gaviiformes; Gaviidae. The record is from RefSeq and is a predicted model, not a curated record. Bases 46 to 882 code for a protein of 278 amino acids.
UGUCCCUUGCAGUCCCGGCGAUCCCUAAACAAAGAAAGUCACGGGAUGGGCAACAGUCUGAAAGCCAUGGUCGCUUUUGUGCCAUCUGACGAGUGCCAGAAGUACCUCCUGGAAGACCUAGAAGAGAUGCCAGUGGAUAAAAUGGUGGAUCUGAGCGGGAGGCAGCUGAGGCGGCUGCCUCUGCACAUUUGCUCUUUCAGGGAACUGGUCAAGUUGUACCUGAGCGACAACAACCUGAACCAUCUGCCCCCUGAGCUGGAGCAGCUGCAAAACCUGCAGAUCCUGGCGCUGGACUUCAACAACUUCAAAGCGCUGCCCCUGGUCGUGUGCACGCUGAAGCAGCUGUGCAUCCUCUACCUCGGCAACAACAAGCUCUGCAGCCUGCCCCUCGAGCUCCGGCUCCUGCAGAACCUCAAGACCCUCUGGAUCGAGUCCAACUGCCUGCAGUGCCUGCCCGAGGUGGUGUGCGAGCUCAGCCUGCUCAAAACCCUGCACGCCGGCUCCAACGCGCUGCGCACGCUCCCUGCCCAGCUGCGGUGCCUGCAGGAGCUGCGCACCAUCUGGCUGUCAGGCAACCUGCUGUCCGAGUUCCCCCCCGUGCUCCUGGACAUGCCUUUUCUGGAGGUGAUUGACGUGGAUCGCAACUCCAUCCGGUUCUUCCCCAGCCUGGCUCACCUCCCCAGCCUGAAGCUGGUGAUCUACGACCACAACCCCUGCAGGAACGCACCCAAAGUGGCCAAAGGGGUGCGCAGGGUGGGGAGAUGGUCGGAGGAGACCCCCGAACCCCGCAAGCGGUCGGGGGCGGUGAUAGAAAUCACGCUCGAUGAGAAGCCGUCGCCACCUCCUGCUGCCAAGCCCGAGCUGGAAGCCGAGCCCUGCUGAUACUCGGCUGCCCGCUCCGGCAAAGGUGGCGGCGCACUCACGACGACGCCCAGCCUCUGCUUCUCCUUCGCCUGCUGGUGUCCAGGGAGUGCCAUGCCGCCUGGCUAGUCUUCGGGAGUAGGUGCACUGGUUUAGACCUAGGUGACAGCAAAACUCUCUUUUGCAGACACCCCCUUUUGCACAGCACCCAGCACUCUCUCUGGAGCCAAGACUUCCUUCCUUUCCCCUCUCUUCCCAUGCAGGGACCACUCAGAGUUUGCAGUAGAGAUGAAGACACAGUUUAGAAGUUUUCCAUGGGUGGACUGUAUGUACAGACAUGCUGCUCUUCACCCAUGGGCUCGCUCUUCUCACCUCCACCUUGCUAAGCUGUCCAAGCCUCAGCUCUCAGGUGGGAGUCACAGCUUUAAAGUAACCCACAGCAUUUGUGUCAAAUGACUUACCUGAAACGCAGCAGCAGCUUGAAGGUUUCCCCGCCUGCCACAUGGGAAGCAGUAGCAGAGCCCUGGCUGCACUAUCAAGGAAGCAGUGCGUAUGUACCAGCGAGCUCUCCUCUUACCGCUGCUACCUUCAUCCUGGAAAAUUAGUGAUCCCUCUUGUUUUCUUAUUGCCAAGCAGCAUUUUAAAUGAUGGUGAGGAAAGCUAGAGGCUUUCCUGCUUGUUUUUAUGUUACUGACAACGCUGCCUGUAAGGGCAGCUGUACACGCCGAGUUUUCAUGCACUAGCAAAGGAGAAAAUCAAAGCCUGACUGAAACGGAAAAACCACAAGAGCUGUAAAGGUAAACUUGCAUGACUAAAACCCAGGACUGGGAGCCUGCUGCUCCAGGCUUGCACAGAAGCUGAGGCGAACUUGACUGAGUUGACUUCAGCUGGGUCUCUCUCCAGCUUGCAACGCAGACCAGCUCGGAUUCCCUUGGAACUGCACCGAACCCUUUUUUUUUAAAGUAUGUUUUGCUUUAAUUGUGUAACACAGAAAAGAAAUCCGGCUCAAAGUGACAUUUUUAGCUUUUGAUUCCAUGGCACGGAUCAUUGAGUUUGGUGAAAGACAGUUUUAAAAGGGUGGGGAGCCCUUGGUGGCACAGAACAGCCACUUCCCUCUCCGCCUCACUCAUCAGUGGAACUGUCUCACCAGCACAGCCUGCAGAAGCAGCAGUUGACUUCCCAGAAAAGGUUUGAUUCCAUGCCAGUUCGUGACUGCUUAAUGUCAUUUACAUGCUUGAAAAAAUAUCUGGAAAUAUAUAGACUCUGCUAGCACUCGCUGUCUUGUUAAAUGAAGCCUGAAUUUGGAUCUGGCUGGCACCCAUGUAGUGUGCUUACUAGUCAUUAAAUGAAAUAAAGUGUA